AUGGCUGGACUGUUUGUUGUUGCCGAAAACAAACGGCAAGAUAUGCAUUUGUUGGUCAACUGUGAUUGUGAAGGAAGCUUUAAUGUUAUUUCAACAAGAAGUUUACUUUGUACUACAGAUGUUUUGCCUCCUUGUCACAGACAAGUAAUUGUUGUUUUGACACAACUUGAAGGAAACGAUGGAUUUUCAGUGUCCCAUCGACUGAACUUUCGAACAAUGACGUGUAAUGGCAAUGGAGAAUAUGGUGCUCAACACAUGCCUGAACUGGGACAGAAUCUUAUUGUUCCAUUUUUGAUACUAAAGGUUCCUGAGUUGAAUUUCAACGAAGUAGAAUUCCAAAAAUACUUUGGUACAACAAAAAACAACGUUUUAGAUUACGGUGUUGCAUUUCUCCCAUCAAUAAACAACAAUGGCGCAAAUAAACAUCGUGUUCGAAUGAAAAGAGACUUAAAAACAAAAACUCAACUGUUUUAUAAUAUUUCCAUAUUUGGGAUCGAUUUUCAUUUCAAAUUGACAUUAAAUAAGCAUUUGGUUGCACCGAACUUCCAUGUAGUGACGAAACACGGUAAUGGUACAACAACGAAGUCUUUCCCUGGAUAUGCGCAUGCGCAUUUUUACCAUGGACACUCUAUCUCACAUCCAGGAUCCAAAGUUGCGUUAAGUGAUAACGGGAGACUAAAAGGAAUAAUAUCAUUACCUGAAGAUCAUAUGUUCGAGAUCCAUCCUCUUCCGGAGAGACUAGCAAAACAAUACGAGACUGUUUCACGUUUGUUGUAUGAUGCUACUAAUGGUCGUCUUCAUUACGUUAUUCGAAAAAUCUAUCUUCUCAACGAUAAACAGUCUCUACCUUAUGCGAAAAGAGCUAACAGAUAUCGUAAACUAGAUCAUAUUACAGCUUGGGCUCGAGUGAAUAAUAAAAAAAAUGCCAAUAAUCCUACAUUUGCUGAUGAAACUAUUCUUUUUACAACCUUUGGCUAUGUUCAUGAUGGACGACCUCCUAAUACUCGCUGUCCUAUUAACGCUGCAAUUAUGUCUCCAAUUGUACCUGGUGGAAAUGCUGGGUUUUUGUGGUCGAGUUGUUCAAAAAAAUACUUUAAUACUUUUUUAAAAUCUUUUCACUCUCGUUGUCUCAAUAAUGUUCCCACAAACAACGGACAAAGAAAACAUCUUUCACUUGGUGAUAAACUACCCGGACAAGUUUACCACGCUGACAAACAAUGCGAAAUGAUAUUUGGAGCUGGAUACAGACAAUGUCCUUUUGCAGUGCACGUCUGCUCCUCUUUGUACUGCACUAAAACUGGGUCGAAGUGCUUUUACCUGAUUUUGCCUUCCGCUGACGGGACAAGAUGCGGUAAAAGACAUUGGUGUAUUCGCGGUGAAUGUGUUGACGAUGGCUCUUCUAAGAUUCAUGGUCACUGGAGCGAAUGGUCAAAAUACACGGAAUGUUCAAGAUCAUGUGGUCCUGGUAUUCGAUAUAGAAAAAGACAAUGUAAUAGUCCUAGUCCAAAAAAUGGCGGGAAAAAUUGUCUCGGAUCAAAUGUUGGAUAUUCUAAAGUCUGUAAUUUGAAAGAUUGUCCUAAAGGCAAUUCGUACAGAGAUAGUCAAUGUAAAUCUGCAGGAUAUCCUCGAGCUUUUUAUUAUAAACCUAGAGCGUGUUUGUUAUAUUGUGUGCGAAACCGGAGAUUUUACGGAAUAAGAAAUGUGGAAGAUGGAACCCCUUGUGCAAAAAAUGAUCCAAACAAUCAUGUUUGUAUUAAGGGAAAAUGUCAGUCUGUUGGAUGUGAUCUGGUUGUACAUUCUGAUAAAGAAAAUGACCGCUGUGGUAUGUGUGAUGGAAGUGGUAGUUCUUGCCGAAAACAAACUAUCCACUUCAUUAAAAAAGUUGGUCAACCACAAGGCUGGGUGAAAAUGACGGUUAUCAAAAAGGGUGCCACACAUAUUUUUGCACACGAAACUAUUGGCACUUAUUGGAGCCGCAUUGGAGUGCGCAACAUGAAAGGUACUGCGUUAAUUCCGUCAAGAAUGAGAAAUGUUCGUGUGAAAACGGCUGGAACAUACAUAACUUAUUUUCGAAGAGGAGAAAAAGAUGAACUACGAGUUCUUGGACCAACAACGGAAGACAUCGAACUUGUGUUCUUUACUAGUAUAUGGGACAAAGUCAGAAAUUUACGAGUACACAUAACCUUUAUGGAGCAUAUUGAAAAUAUUCUCAAACCAUCAAACGAUUCGUUCAAAUGGACAGUAUCUCAAUGGUCAGGUUGCUCUCAACCUUGUGGAGGAGUUGUAGUCUCAAUUGAAGUGAGUGGUUUUACCCGGCGGUGGUUUGUCACUAAGUGGAAUAUUUGUUCGAAAAAAUGUGGAGGUGGAAUUCAAAAAAGGAGUGUUGUUUGCCGUCGAAAAAUAAUGGGUGCAUGGAUUAUUGAGAACGAUUCAUCUUGUAAAAAAACCCCAAAACCAACAAAUAUAACAAAACAGAUGUGUAAUGAAAUUAUGUGUCCGCCAUCAUAUGUCCCAUUAUCGUGGUCUAAGUGCUACAAUGGCGUGUCAACGAGAAAACUGUCUUGUAUAAUCGUUAAUAGAAAAGGAAUAAAGAGUAGAGUGUCAACGAAAGUGUGUUUGUUAUAUGGUACACCGAAACCACUUACAACGAAAACAUGCAAUAAAAAUAAACACUGUAGCAAAAAGUAAGUGUCUUAGCAAAAUGUUGAUUACAUGAAGCAAAGUUUUCAGGCCACUAUUUUCUAAUAGCCUGACUUGUCUUUUCUUUGUUUUGCUGAAAAAAAAUGUGAGUA
This is a messenger RNA of Xenia sp. Carnegie-2017, 2792 nucleotides long. RefSeq names its product A disintegrin and metalloproteinase with thrombospondin motifs 12-like. Gene Ontology annotation, cellular component: extracellular matrix. Lineage: Eukaryota; Metazoa; Cnidaria; Anthozoa; Malacalcyonacea; Xeniidae. The coding region runs from base 1 to 2688 and encodes 895 amino acids. The transcript has 21 exons. Gene Ontology annotation, molecular function: metalloendopeptidase activity. The record is from RefSeq and is a predicted model, not a curated record. Gene Ontology annotation, biological process: proteolysis; extracellular matrix organization.